CUGGCAAAGAAAUACCACCCUGAUACAAAUAAGGAUGAUCCUAAAGCUAAAGAGAAGUUCUCUCAGCUGGCAGAAGCCUAUGAGGUGUUAAGUGAUGAAGUGAAGCGGAAACAAUACGAUGCAUACGGCACGGCUAGCUUUGAUCCUGGCGCAGCAGGUGCUGGUGCUGGUCGGCAGUACUGGAGCACUGGUCCAUCGAUUGAUCCAGAAGAGCUUUUCAGAAAAAUCUUCGGGGAGUUUUCGGGAUCCCCUUUCGGCGAUUUUCAGAAUGUCUUUGACCAGCCACAGGAGUAUAUCAUGGAACUGACAUUCACCCAAGCUGCAAAAGGUGUUAACAAGGAGAUUGUGGUCAACAUCAAUGACUCCUGUGAGCGAUGCAAUGGUAAGGGACACGAACCUGGUACCAAAGCGCAGCGCUGUCACUACUGCAGUGGCACUGGCAUGGAGACAAUAAAUACUGGCCCUUUUGUAAUGCGAUCUACGUGCCGACGAUGCGGCGGUCGUGGUUCCAUCAUAACAACGCCAUGCGUGGUAUGUCGAGGAACGGGGCAAACCAAGCAAAAGAAGACAGUGAUGGUUCCUGUGCCAGCUGGCGUUGAGGACGGGCAGACAGUUCGGAUGCCCGUGGGGAAGAAGGAAAUUUUCAUUACGUUCAGGGUUCAAAAAAGUUCUGUGUUCAGAAGAAAUGGAGCAGAUAUCCAUUCGGACCUCCUUAUUUCAAUAGCACAGGCUGUUCUGGGAGGCACAGCCAGGUGUCAAGGCUUGUACGAGACAAUCAAUAUCACGAUACCCCCUGGUAUUCAGCCAGACCAGAGAAUUCGGAUGAGUGGGAAAGGCAUUCCCAAGGUUAACAGUUACGGCUACGGAGACCACUACAUUCACAUAAAGAUAAAAGUUCCUCAGAGGCUGACAGAUCGCCAGAGAGCCUUAAUGAUGAGCUAUGCCGAGGAUGAGGCGGAUGUGGACGGCACGGUGAACGGAGUCACAAAUACAGCAUCAGGGAAGCGUUCUACUGGAAACUAGAGCUAGCAGCAACAGGUCAUCUUUGCAGUUGGGGAUGAAUCUUUCUGGCAGCAGGCUCCGGAGAGCGAAGGAUGUCAGUCAGCAGCACCGUGAGAAUCCCAGCUGGGGAAGCUACGUACCACUGAGGCCCCAACAAUCAGCGUGAUAGAAAACCCACCCACCAUCCUACGACAUGGUAAUGAAGGAAAAUGCCAGCUUUGCAGAAAUGCGGCGCUCUCUUGAGGUUGCUCCACAGUCCCUACUGCUGCUGGAAGCUUACUUGGU
Phaethon lepturus (White-tailed tropicbird) is the source of this 1287-nucleotide messenger RNA. RefSeq names its product DnaJ (Hsp40) homolog, subfamily A, member 3 (gene DNAJA3). Gene Ontology annotation, biological process: mitochondrion organization; protein folding; negative regulation of apoptotic process. The transcript is spliced from 9 exons. Lineage: Eukaryota; Metazoa; Chordata; Aves; Phaethontiformes; Phaethontidae. Gene Ontology annotation, molecular function: heat shock protein binding; protein kinase binding. Gene Ontology annotation, cellular component: mitochondrion. The annotation marks the transcript as partial. The record is from RefSeq and is a predicted model, not a curated record.